Paraphaeosphaeria sporulosa is the source of this 1159-nucleotide messenger RNA. Its product is annotated as P-loop containing nucleoside triphosphate hydrolase protein. Gene Ontology annotation, cellular component: replication fork; Rad51B-Rad51C-Rad51D-XRCC2 complex; Rad51C-XRCC3 complex. Gene Ontology annotation, biological process: meiotic DNA recombinase assembly; reciprocal meiotic recombination; DNA repair. The transcript is spliced from 4 exons. Lineage: Eukaryota; Fungi; Ascomycota; Dothideomycetes; Pleosporales; Didymosphaeriaceae. The record is from RefSeq and is a predicted model, not a curated record. Gene Ontology annotation, molecular function: ATP hydrolysis activity; crossover junction DNA endonuclease activity; ATP-dependent DNA damage sensor activity. The annotation marks the transcript as partial.
CAACAACACUACAAUUUAGUUGCAAUGAGUGCACAGCACGUGUCGCGCGACACAUCGCGCUCGCGGUAUACGCGCCAAAUCACGAGGCCCGCCUGAUCACUCCGAGUUCUCCCGCACAUGCAAUGCCCUCCCCCACCAUGGCCAACCGCGAUGUAGCCAUGCUAUCGUCUUCGGCGCCACAGUCGUCUCAUCGACUACCUACCGUAUCAGCCUCCCAGGCCCUCGAGACGCUGCACGCCCGAGGCUCCCGCACUGUCUGUACCGGGCUUCCACAGCUCGACAAAUACCUCGCUCCCCAUGGACUGCCAGGCCGAGCCGUUGCAGGCGGAUACGUGCGCGGGAAGGUCACCGAGAUCUUCGGCCCGCCCGGCGUGGGCAAGACGGCCUUUGGCAUUCAGGCAGCAGUGAGCGCAUUACGUGAAGGGCAGAAGGUGGUCUGGCUUGAUGCUGCCUGUGCUCCCUUGGUGCCUCAGCGCUUCACAAAUGUCCUGCUUGCAGACGGCGACCCGGUACUGCAGGCAUCGACAGCGCCGCCGAAGGUACCUGGCACGUCCAGAAUGUCUCCAGAUGAGAUGCGAAGCCACUUUUAUCACUACGCAAUCCCAAAGCUCGCGCAUUUGCUGGCUCUAUUCAUGCAUCCGCCCUCUUCGUUUCCACCGCCAAACACAAGUCUCAUCGUUAUCGACUCAAUAUCAACCCUGUUCGACAACGCAUAUCCCCGCAAUGCUGACGACCGCGCGGCCAAGAACCGAAGUGACCAGGCGCGCUGGGCUGCGGGUCGCAAAUUUGCAGUAAUGAACGAGCUGAUCUCAACGCUCACUAAAUUGGCUGCUAUGCACGACAUCGCACUGCUCCUCACGUCUCAGACCAUCACCCGCAUCCGUGCCGGUUCAAGGGCUCUUUUGGUUCCUGCAAUAUCAGGCGCAGAGUGGGAGAACGGCGUAUCCACCCGUUUGGUGUUGUUCAGGGAUUGGGUGCCGGGGCAAGGGAAGUGGACCAAGGCAGAUGCCGCGAAACUGCAGAAAACCCGGUUCGCAGGCGUCUUGAAAGCAAAUGGUGUAGGUCUGGCCGACGAUGGUGGUGUCGGCACGGUGGUUCCGUUUGCUGUUGAGAAGGUGAGUUAAUCUACAGCCCGCAGAGCCUACAAUAUUAGCAACGC